Pleurotus ostreatus (oyster mushroom) is the source of this 552-nucleotide messenger RNA. RefSeq lists its product as uncharacterized. Gene Ontology annotation, biological process: mitochondrial respiratory chain complex I assembly. The coding region runs from base 1 to 552 and encodes 183 amino acids. The transcript has 6 exons. Gene Ontology annotation, cellular component: membrane. NCBI's taxonomy places the organism in Eukaryota, Fungi, Basidiomycota, Agaricomycetes, Agaricales, Pleurotaceae. The record is from RefSeq and is a predicted model, not a curated record.
AUGGUUGGUAUAAAUAAACCCACGCGAUUCGUUGGUGGCGAUUUGGAAGGCAAUAGAUAUUACGAGUGGGCCAAUCCAAACAACGCUUCGAGGACGCGGCGAAGCGUAAAAUACUACAAGGAAGACGACAUGUGGCUAUAUGUUGGUGGUCAGAAGAGAUUGGCUGUUCAGUGGUCGUCUUGGCUCAGCCAUACGCGAGCGCAUCCGCCAACUAUCGAGGAGCUACAAGCUGACGUUCUGCGCCAGCAGAAGGUGCAACAUAAUGCGGCAUUAAUUGAGGCUAAGGAACAGCACGAGCGUCAGGAGGCGUUACGGAUAGGCGGCGGUGUACCGCCUGCAAUCAGCGACAGCGACCACAGGGCUGAACCUUACGCAAGCCACGAAGCGUUCAAUCCGCAGCGCCUCACAGCUAAUGAGUCGAACCGCACAACGUCCAACACGCCCCUUGGCCGUGGAAAUGAUCUUUCCCCACCUGACCCUAGGCCCAACGAUGCUCGACACGUAGACGAUACAAUUCCAUGGACGCCUCAGUCUAAAAGAUCCAGAAUUUAA